AUGGGCUUUACUGAUCUUCCCCAGGAGCUUAUCCAUUUGGUGCUCUCCCAGAAAUGUAUAUCUCAUGACGAUAUCCAGCCGUUCUUGCAGUGCAAAAGGACAUCCACGGCGGCUUACCAUCGACUCUUUUCUGGCAGAACCAUUCAGAUCACUUGUCUGGAGCAGCAUGUGCUGAUGGACGACCACUACGAUUUUGGGCUUUAUGGAGCCACCUCGUGCUCAGAUACUGGGACUUUGAAGUGCCAGUUGCACCACUGCUUGAAACCAGCCAAGCUGAAGCUAGCUAUACUUAAAAGAGCUUCGAAGGUGACGCUUAAUAUGCGUUUUGACGAGGUUUCCACGCCUGCGCUUAUUGAAAACUUGACGCUUUUGGCGUCCCAGCUUGUGUUUUCCACCCCGAAGGAGUUGCAUUUGCACGUUACGUUGACAUAUAAGGAUAAAGAGCUUUCCGAGUCGGUUCUCAACGCGUUGCAGUGUCUUACGGCUAUUGCUGGGUGUACAAGCCACCUCAAGUUAUGUCUCCAGGCAGACCAUCUUCUGUAUUUUGCAGCCAACCUUUCUGAGCUCAAACUCAAAACACUCAACAUCAAGAGCAACGGAAGCAUGCCAGAACUGAAGGAGCAGGUCUCUUUCGACGUUUCUGGCCUUUCCAAGCUCAAGAUCAUGUCCAACUAUGCCAUUCCAAACCUCUCCUUUGCUCGCGGUGACGAGUCUAACUUACACGCUUUAGAGCUCCAUUUGCCAAUUACUGUUACUUCCCGCUGGAUUCAGGAAAACCAGCUCAGAUCCCUUUCGUCGUUGAAAGAUCUUCGGAUCUUCACUGUGAACGACUGCCACUCAUUGCAGGUCUUGAUGUCUGGAUCGUAUACCCUUCCCCAUUUGCUCAACUUGUACAUAUCUUUUAGUGAGCUGGUUCAUGAUAUCGAAUGCUUUGAUUUUGAGAAGCUAGCACCGUCUUUGACGUUUUUGUUUCUUCUGGAUCUGCGUUCCACCAAGACCACCAAUAAAGUGUGUAAACACACUAUAUAG
Molecule: messenger RNA, 1029 nt
Organism: Candidozyma haemuli
Lineage: Eukaryota; Fungi; Ascomycota; Pichiomycetes; Serinales; Metschnikowiaceae
Exons: 1
Coding region: 1-1029 (342 amino acids)
Source: RefSeq, a predicted model, not a curated record